This is a messenger RNA of Eruca vesicaria subsp. sativa (arugula), 2399 nucleotides long. NCBI's taxonomy places the organism in Eukaryota, Viridiplantae, Streptophyta, Magnoliopsida, Brassicales, Brassicaceae. The record is from the annotation of a GenBank genome assembly.
GUAACGCACAGUGUUGUCCAAAUAGCUGCCAAAAGAUAUGGAGUUCUUGAGACCCGAUUCCGAUUCCGAAUACGCUUUCCGAUUGCAGAUGGAAGAGGCCCUCGCUGCCUCUCUCUCCUCCCGAUCUCGUACCCCUUAUCGCCCACCGUCUCCUCCCGUCGUCGCCACGUCUGGAUUCGCUAUCGUUGUGGACAACGGUUCGUCGACGCCAGAGACCGUACGUCGCAGAAACACCACUAGCGGAGAAGGUAACUCGAGAGGGAAAACAGUCUCUGUUCCACGGGGAGACGCUCGAAACCCUAACAGUAAAGUCGGUAACUUCCAGAACGCUUUUGUGAGACCUUCUCCGACGCGAUCAGUCGCCGCCGGCGAGGGGAGUUCGAAGGUUGGUGGUGGCGUGAGGGGGGGUUUCAGGGGAGACGUGAUGUACAGGGUUUACUUCAAGGGUUUGGUGAGUGAAGAGAGUGGGAGUGGUAAAGGGAAAGUGAGUGACUUGGUGGCUGGGUUUGGGGUUGCGAUUUGCGACCAGAGGGAUGUUCUUUUGUUUGAGUUGAAAGGACAGUUGGUUGGGCGUGGCGCGAAUCGUCAAGGUGCGGAGAUUCAGGCGUUGACACGUGGGUUGACUGAAGCGUGGAAGCUUGGGAUCAAACAUGUUUCUAUCUUCUGCGAUUCUUUCCCCAUUUUCCAAUACGUCAGGGGAAUUUGGACGCCUAAGCAAAAGAAGAUUGCCAUGCUAAUGGAUGAUUUGCAACGGAUCAGGCAACAAUUCUCGUUUAGUCAAGCUGUUCUGGUGGCUGGGAAUGAAGUGAAAUAUGCUUAUAAACUUGCUAGAGAAUCAAUAGUUUCGCAAGAAACCCCUCCUCUUGAAAAUCCCCGCCAAGCAAAAGUAGCUCGGAAAGAAGAGUGUCUUAUCUGUUUCAACGAUAUAGAUCCUGAGCGCAUGUUUUCUAUCGGUAAAUGCAAUCAUCGCUUUUGCUUUCAAUGUGUGAAGCAACAUGUCGAAGUGAAGCUGCUUCACGGAAUGAUUCCGAAUUGUCCUCAUGAUAAAUGCAAGUGUGAGAUGGUUAUCGAUGCUUGUGGCAAGCUUUUGACUCCGAAACUGGGUGACAUGUGGAAGCAAAGAAUCAAAGAGAAUGCAAUACCUGUCACAGAGAGAGUUUACUGUCCUUACCUGAGGUGUUCCGCUUUGAUGUCCAAAACCAAGAUAUCUGAAUCUGCCAAGAGCUUACAGUCUGCUUACCCUGCAUCUGGAGUCAGGAGAUGUGUUGAAUGUCGUGGUCUCUUCUGUGUGGACUGUAAAGUCCCGUGGCAUGGAAAGAUGUCAUGCACUGAAUACAAGAAACUGCAUCCUAAUCCUCCAGCAGAUGAUGUGAAGCUAAAAUCUUUAGCAAGCAAUAAAAUGUGGCGCCAAUGUGGCAAGUGCCAACACAUGAUUGAACUUAGUCAAGGAUGCAAUCACAUAACUUGCAGAUGUGGGCAUGAGUUUUGCUACAACUGUGGAGGAGGAUGGAACCAAAAAACAGGGACAUGUGUUAAGCAAUGUCCGACCUGGAACGAAGCAUACAUCAUGCGUCAAGAUCCAGGGCGUGCGUAUGUGGCACCUAACAACUACUUUGAUGAUCAUGAUGAUGAUGAGGAGGAUGAUGAUUAUGAAGCUGAUGAAGAUUUUGAUUACGGCUAUGGUGACUACCCCUUUAAUUUAGGCCAGCAUAUGAAUGAUGUUAAUCCUGAAGAGCCCUUUGAUCCCUUCUUCGACCUGCCAGAUGGUGUGCUCUUUCUCCCACAUAUGUUGUCUCCCAGGAGCCGUCAACAAUUUUACGACUCCGAUGAUAAUUCUGAUGAUGAGGAAACGGGUCAACCACCUCAUUUGAGACAGAGUAACGCCCCGUCUGGUAAUGAGACAACAAGAGUUAAUGCUCAUUUGAGACAGAGUAAUGCCCCGUCUGGUAAUGAGACAACAAGACUUAAUGCUCAUUUGAGACAGAGUAAUGCCCCGUCUGGUAAUGAGACAACAAGAGUUAAUGCUCCACUUGAGGAAGAAGAAGAAGAAGUGGACGACUGCCCAUACUUUGGAGGGUAUGGAGAGUACGGUAUAGUAUAUGACUCGGACGGCUAUGAAAUCGAGGAUUACUCGAACCCUUUCCAUCCAGAUAACUAUUGAGGUGUAAUUUGGAACCAAAGUUCGUCCUUUUUUUUUUUUAAAGUCUCCAGGGCCAAACUCUUUCUGACCUUUUGGGCUGUAAUAUUUUUGGAGGUUCAUUUGUUUUUACUAUGACUUCUUGUUGCGUUUGAGUUUGGGAGAUUUAGAAAAGUGCAAACUUGGAAUUUUAGAAACCUUGCGUCUGAAGGUAGGGCUUUUGUUUCACCGUAUUGUUUAGUUCCGUCUCGCUUCUGUUAAU